Molecule: messenger RNA, 1078 nt
Organism: Helianthus annuus (common sunflower)
Lineage: Eukaryota; Viridiplantae; Streptophyta; Magnoliopsida; Asterales; Asteraceae
Product: chaperone protein dnaJ 8, chloroplastic
Exons: 5
Coding region: 124-957 (277 amino acids)
Biological process (GO): protein refolding
Cellular component (GO): cytoplasm
Source: RefSeq, a predicted model, not a curated record
AAUUUGGGAAUUUGGGGAUGGACCGUGAAUGCUCUUGAAGAACAAUAUCCAACCCCAAUUUAACCCAAACCAUACAAUAAACCCCUCCAUUUUAUCCGGCGAUCUCCACACGGUUAUGACUUGAUGAAUACCCCCCAUGCACUCUCCUCAUCUUUCUCCCCAAAUUCCAACCCUUUGAUUUUCACUUGUAAACUUUUCUUGCAAAAUCAACCAUUUUUUUCCAUACCCAUUUGCAGGUUUGGCUAUGGCGGCCGUCUCACUUCCAACUUUCUUCAUUUCCCGUCUUUCCCCUUGUACAGAAAUCUGAAUGGAAGAAAAGGCGGAAAUUACUAUAAAACCCUUGUCAGAGCUAGCAGUAACAGAGAGUCUCCUUAUCAAGUUUUGGGAGUUUCUCCUUCUGCUACUCCUGCUGAGAUCAAAAGGGCUUAUAGGAAACUUGCUUUGAAGUAUCAUCCUGAUGUCAAUAAAGAGGCUGAUGCUCAAGAGAAAUUUCUGAGGAUAAAACACGCAUACAACACAGUGCUCAACUCUGAUUCAAGGAAGAAAUACGACUCUGGAAAUCGCGCAUCUCAAACAUACAACUACAAGCCUUCUGCUGAAGCCGAUGAGUUUUACGGUUUUGGUAAUUUUUUGAGGGAUGUCCAAAUAUCAUUAGGGGACUUUUUCAAAGAUCUGCAAGAAGAAUAUAGAAACUGGGAGGCAAGUGCUCCUUCACAAGCAAAACCAAAGAGCUUAUGGGAGGAAUUAGCUGAAAUCGGGGAAGAGUUCGUCGAGUUUCUUGAAAAGGAGCUGAAUAUAACGGGUACGGAAGAUGAAACAAAGAGUAGGUAUGAAGAACCUGCGGCUUCAGGUAAGGGUAGAAACGGAAAUGAAGGUAGUAAAGGAAGCAGUAUUGAAGACAACAUAGAUGAAAUUGAAGCUGCACUUGCUCAGUUGAAAAGAGAGUUAGGGUUGUGAUUUUUUAUAUACAAAGUGAGAAUAUUCAGAUUAUUUAAUGUUGUAAGUUUAUUGAUAAUCAAUUAUUUAUCUGCAAAUGCAGAUUAAGUGUAAGAAUAUAGGAAGAAGGUAUUUUUCUAUA